Molecule: messenger RNA, 9231 nt
Organism: Cadophora gregata
Lineage: Eukaryota; Fungi; Ascomycota; Leotiomycetes; Helotiales; Ploettnerulaceae
Exons: 1
Coding region: 543-9062 (2839 amino acids)
Source: RefSeq, a predicted model, not a curated record
CUGCCCGUCCAGCGCACAAGCUUCAAAUCUCGAUCUUGAUGCUGCCCGACACCCCGGAACAUCAGAUAAUCCGGCUACCCAACCCUAAAAUCUCAGGGGUUUCCUUCAGCCAACCGGCGCCAUAGGAAACACGUCGCUCCACUAAUUUGCCGGCUGGACGGGCGGCCCCUGACCAAGUGGACUGGACAGGCCCUUCCGACAACACACUUCGCGAUGCUGUUGGCGAUCAAGCACAAGCACGCAUGAACUUUCGACAACUAAGCAUCCAUUCCUAUAUCACCACCGCCAUAUACCCAGCUGGCGGGUGCGGGUCAACUAUGGUAAGGGCCGGCAUAGGACUGGUCAGCGCAGCACAGUGCAGUGCAGCUUAGGAUGCCAUUUAUUGGGACGGUGAGUAUCGCAGUGGGCAAGGUAGAUCUGUCUGCGUUUCUGGCAAAGUAAAAACUCUUCCACAGUCUCUCUCUCCUUCAGCGCGUCAUUCCUCUCUCUUUUCUCUUCGUCAACACCGUCUACGGUAUUUUUUAUUCUACCUUCGUUGCACCAUGGCGCCGAAUUCACGCCCUCCCUUAACUUCACGCAUUCGUGCCUCUUUCGAAGGCCGACGCAAAUCCUUCGAGGGAACCCGCAAACUCAGCAAAUCCGGUCGGGGGACGACUGCAGAUAGUAAUGGUAAUGGUGCCAAUCAGGAAGUCAGAAGUCCUACCGCUAUAGACUCUGAAGUCGACAGCCCGCUACAUACGACUGGCUUCAUUACGCAGGAUCCCAACGCCAUACGAGAUGCCGUUGAUCAAGCAAUCAAUGGCGAGGCGUUCCAAACUGCCAUUGCGGCAAACCUGGCGAAACUCAUCAAACCCUCAAUAAAAUCGGCCUUGGAUACCAUACAGCCGGUGGUGGAAGCAGUCUACUCACACGAGAUGCUCCUGAGGAAAACGAAUCAGAGUGUGGAGGAUGUUUUGUCGCGGAUGGAUACAAAUGCCGAAACAGCUGCGGCAGUCAGAAGAGAGUCAUUCAUCGAUUCUACAUAUGUUGCACCAGGCACACCGGCAGAUGGAGAGAAAUCUGCAGAUGCAGUGGAAGGGGCUAUAAGACCACGGGAAAUUGGCGGGCCGGACUUUGAUCAGUUCAGACAGUUGAUGGAGGAACAUCACGCGAAGACACUUGCAACAAUCUCCGAGUCCAUCGAAACGAAUAAUACCAAAAUAGCGGAACUGGCACAAGGAGUCAGUGAACUAAAUGCCUCGGUAGGACCCACGAAAGAGAGUAUCGACUCGUUGAAGUCUGCUUCUGAAGAAGCAACUACCACUUCCUCGGUCCUCCAGGCCCAACUGGACCAAUUGAAGCUGGAUAUUGGGCAAAUCAUCGAGGCUAUUGGAGCGGAUCUGGGAAAGAACAUUCAGACCAUCAGUGAAAGAUCCGGAGCGGCGCCAGAUACCGAUCUACUAUCUUCACACACCACAAAGCUGGACCUUAUUUCUACAGACCUGGCUGCUUUGAAGGGACAUGCCGACACAGUUGAGAAGAUUGAUGCCAUAUCCUCAGAAUUGGGAGCUCUGAAAGCCAGUGUAGAAGCUGGUAAUACUUCAAAUGCCGAAGGUUUCACAAAUGUUCUCGCAGCAGUUGGAGAACACACCACCGUGCUAGGUGAAAUCAGAGAAAAGGCACCACAUCCAGAAAUUCUCGCAGCAUUACAACAAUCCAACGACUCUCACGCGCUCCAUACCACCACAUUGUCAGAAAUCAAAGAGCGAUCUCUCGGUUCUGCGCCAGCAGCUGUUGUCUCAGAAGGCGGCAGUGUUGACCACUCAUCUGCUCUUGAACAAAUACAGACUGAUCUCACAGCACUCAAAGAGAACAUUGCAGCAGGUCUUACGAAUAACAGCGACUUGGGAGUCAAAAUCGACACCGUUCUUACCACGAUCGAGGGAAAUAAGGCCGAGGAUCCAAGUGUGGAGAUCUUGGCUGCAGUGAAACAGUCCAACGAGUCGCAUGCGGCUCAUGCGGCUGCACUGGAAGGUCUCAAAUCUAAUAGUGCCGAUGUAAACCCGGAGUUGGGCACUCAGAUCACUGGAAUUGUCGGAAAGCUGGAUGAGCACAGUACUGCACUGGAAGAGAUCAAGGCCUUCGGUGGAACACAUACUGCUGCUCUCGAGGGCAUCAAAUCGACUUCAGCAGAGCCCCCAGCUGAUGCUGGCGACCUCUUGACUCAAAUUGCAGCGAUACUUGCCAAGCUCGACACCCAUACUGCAGUGCUGGACGAGAUUAAGGGAGGAUCAGGCUCUACAAAUUCGGAAUCCACGCCUAUCGAUACAGGUGAUAUCACAACUCAGAUUGGUGCUAUCACCACAAAGCUGGAUGCCCAUGCCGCUACCUUGGAUGAGAUCAAGGGUCUUAGUGGAGCCCAUGCUACUGCACUUGAAGGUCACGGUACAGCAUUGGAAAGCAUCAAAUCUGUUGCGCCAGAGAAUUCUUCGGUCGAUACCAGUGAUCUCACAGCCCAGAUAGACGCCAUCGUUGCCAAGCUUGACGCUCAUACUGUUGCUCUGGACGAGAUCAAGGGAAUUGGUGGCUCUCAUGCUACUGCAUUGGAGGGAAUCAAAUCCAUCAGCCCCGAGUCCGCCCCAACCCAAGAGACCGGCGAUCUCAAUACUCAUAUCGCCACGAUCGUCGGCAAGCUUGAUGAGCAUUCUUCAGCUCUAGAAGAACUUAAGGGACUUGGUGGAUCUCACGCGACCGCUCUUGAAAGCCACGGAGCGGCUUUGGAGGGUAUCAAGUCUUGGAGUCCUAGUGCACCGGCCGAAGGAGGUAAUGCCGACCUGGAUGGUCAAAUCGCUGCGAUUGUCGCCACGCUUGAGAAGCACGGAGCAGCUCUGGACGAGAUAAAGACUCAAACCACGACGAUUGAAAGUCACGGUCCUCUCUUAGACGAGAUCAAGACAUCCGCUACCGCCCAUACUACAGCUCUCGAGAAUCAUGGAGCUGCUAUUGAAGGCAUCAAGACUCUAAGUGCUACGGUGCCAGCUGAAGGCGGAAAUUCAGCUUUGGAUACCCAGAUCGCUGCUAUUGUUGCUACUCUUGACAGUCACGGAUCUGCCUUGGAUGAGAUUAAGACUUCGACUGGUACCCACAUUACUGCACUAGAGAGUCACGGAACCGCUCUAGAGGGUUUGAGGUCUCUGCACUCAUCUUCGCCAGCCGAGGCCACAGAUGCUCCAGGUAUUGAAAGUCAGAUUGGUGCGAUCAUCACAACUCUCGAAAGCCACGGCGCUGCAUUGGAAGAAAUCAAGACAGCUGGUGGGGCUCAUACGUCCGUUUUGGAUGAGAUCAAGACCUUUGGCACAGCUCAUGCAACAGCACUUGAGACCCACGGUUCUGUUCUGGAGGACAUCAAGUCUCGUAGUGUCGAACCAGUGCUCGCGGAAGGUGGAAGUGCUGGUCUUGAAAGACAGAUAACCGACCUUGUUUCUAAGUUGGAUUCACAUGGUUCUGUCUUGGAGGAAAUCAAGGGUAGCACUGGAUCCCACUCAUUAGUUUUGGACGAGAUCAAGCUUGCCACCACCACACAUGCCGACGUCUUAGAAGGUAUGAGAUCAUCUGGCAUCCCAACCGCGCCUGCUGUAGACCCCAUGAGCCUCGCAGCUCUCGAAAUCCAGAUCGGAUCUAUUAUCAGCACUCUGGAGACACACAGCGCAGCAUGGAACGAGAUCAAGGCUAGGAACUACCCAGAAAGUACAGCAGUCGUGCCAACGGAGGGAAGUGAUAGCGGGACACCAGAUGGGCCUUUCGCAAUCAUCAUUGAGACUCUCACGCAGCACACCAACCUGCUCAACGAGAUCAAGGAAGAUGUCGCAGCAGAAAUACUCACUGCUCUGCACGAUAUAGGCCAAACCCAGGCAAAUCAAACAAAUCUCCUCACGGAGAUUAGAGAAGCUGAUCUCGAUGACGAGAUACUGACUCUGUUGCAUGCCUCUAGUGAUUCUCACUCUAGCCAUACUUCUGCGCUGGAUAAGAUCCACUCUGCCGUUGUCAUAUCUAAUGAGUCGCAUACUGCACAUACUACUUCUCUGGAUGAGAUCAAGUCCAGGUCCAUCGAACCUGCUCCUGCUGGAGCGUCGACUGACCUUGGCGAUCUAAGAGAGAAAAUCAGUGGUAUCGUAGAGAAGCUGGAGGAGUACAGCGCAACUCUCUCUGCUAUCAAGGAUGCCACCGCUGCUUCCAACGACUCUCACGCCGCUCAUACCACAUCCUUGGACGAAAUCAAGUCGAGAUCCAUUGACGCUACUCCUGCAGAGGGUGCUAAUCUUGGAGGACUAGAAGCACAGAUCGGAGAUAUUGUCACGAAGCUUGAUGAUCAUACUGCGGUUCUAUCGGCAAUCAAAGAUGCGACGAGUGUCUCUAAUGAGUCCCAUACUGCUCAUACUGCAAUCUUGACGGAGCUCAAAGACCAGUCCGCCUCGUCUCUCGAAUCGCAUACUGCACAUGCUACGAUUCUGGGCGAGAUCAAAGACUCUACUAUCGCGUCGAGAGACUUGCACUCAGCUCAUGCUACCUCGUUGUCUGAGCUCAAAGAAGCAACAUCUGGCUUCAACGACAAUCACGCCGCCACAUUGUCAGAAAUCAAAGAAGCGACAUUGGCUUCUCAGGAUGCCCAUGCAUCUCACACAGCAGCCUUUACAGAACUCAAGUCAAUACAGCCUGGCGUUACUCCAGCAGCAGAAAGCAGCGACCUCUCUUCACUAGACACGCAGAUCAAAUCUAUCCUCACUACAUUGGAAGCUCAAACUGCUACUCUUUCUGCAAUCAACGAAGGCACAGCAAAUCCAAACCCAGAGAUACUCGCGGCUAUACAGCAAUCCCAUGAAUUGCUAACCUCACAUGGCCCAUUGCUAGAGGCCAUCAAGGAAGGCACAUCACAUGCUGAUAUCCUCACCAACAUCUCUGAACUCAAGUCUAUUCUCGAAGACUCUAAAGCUGAUGUCGCUUCCCACGGCGCGCUGGUUAAGGACCUGCACGCUGAGACUAAAGACUCCCACUCCAAUCUCGCAUCAGCCAUUGGUGCUCUGGCAGUCGGUGGUGCAGCCGGAGCAGGAGCGACUGUCCUCUUGUCAAAAGACGACGAUGAGUCCAGCUCAGCCGUUCUCGAUGAAGUCAAAGCCGUACGAGCUUUAAUCGAGACCAGUGCCGCAAAUGUGGAGGAUACGAAAGAGAAAGUCACUACCCUAGCAGCUCAGAUCGAGAUCAACCAUACCACUAUCACUACAAGCAUCACCACGUUAAGCGAUGAGCUCAAAGCCGAAAUUGAUGCUAGCGGUACCGGAAUCGUGGAAUCGAUCACAACUCUGGAUGGAGAUGUCAAAGCCAUUGAUGUUGCUCCACUCUCGGCUUCCCUACAGCAACAAAGCCAGGACAUCAAAUCCCUCUCCACUCAGCUCGAGGCUCUUGACGGCAACAUCAAGGAGAACAACACGCACAUCACCACUCUCCACAGUGGCGUCCACUUCAAUGACAUCGGCAUCGACCAAUUGAAAGACCAUGCUGUCUCGCGCUCUGUGGUUGCACCUUCUGGGGCUGUGGCAAAACAAAUGUCAAUGGCAGAAGGUGCCUGGUUUGGAAGUGCCUGGAGUGGGAGUCGAAGUCCAACGCUCUCGAGAGUCGUGUCGAGGGACCUAGUUGAGCCAGUUCCUGAGACUGUGGAAGGAAUCAAAGAAGUCGGUUCUAACGAAGACUUGCCAAUCGCAGAAGAGGUUGUAGAGGCUGUUGCUGAACCUAAAGUCGUCUCUGAAGGAGAAGAGAAGCCUGAAGGUGCCUUGUCGCCUAUCACCGAGGAGGAGAGUAUUGCUGACCGCGAAGCCCCAGUCGAGGACCAGCCCGUACUAGUGGACGACGCAUCAAGCGCAGAGGAACCCGAAGUCGUUGAAGCUGAAUCACCAGUUGAAACCCCAGCUGCUGAAGAUACUUCUGCUGACGAGCCUGAAGCGGUCCCUGAAGUGAAUGACAGUGAAGAGUUGCCGAAGGAAGAGGAAGUCGUGGAAGCCGAUUCACCUUCCAAGGAAUCUGUGGCUGUCGAUGCAGCUAUUGUUGAGCCUGAAAUCACUGCCCCGGUAGAUGAAGAAGAAACCUCCGAGGAUGACCCAGCACCUAUCGUCGAAGCAGACGCUGUUGUCGAACCCGAAGCACUGACUGAGGAUCAGCCCGUGACAGAUGAAAUUUCUGGUGAGGUUUCGACCGCAGAGGAAGUCGUUGAAGCGGAAUUACCAACAUAUACCCCGGAUGUUGAAGAGGCUUCUGUCGACGAGCCAGACUCUCUCCCAGAUGUCGUCGAUGACGCUCAACAAUCGACUGAAGAUUCUGUUCCCGCUGCUGAGCCAGUCGAGGACGCUGCGGAGGCUAAGGAGAUCGAGAUCGAUGAUGAUUCGCCGCAAGAGAAGGAAGUUGACGAGGACGUUAAACUCGACACGACAGCCGAUGAGCAAUUGUAUACUGGAGACGCGGCUGUUGAGACCGAGUUGACGCCUACCGAGCCAGAGCCGGUAGCAGAAUCUCAUGAGGAAAGCUUAGAGCCACGAGCUCCUUCUCCUGAAGCUGCUGUUGAAGAAAGCGUCGUUAAUGAUUCGCAAGCCCUUGCGGACGAGUCAAUGCAGCCUGACGCAGAGGCAGAUGAACCUACUGCUGAGACAUCUGCAAACGAAAUAGCGAAUGGAUCAAUUUUCGAUGAAAGUCACCUCGAAGUUGAGGCUGCGAAGGAGAUUGCAGAGCCAGAUUUAGAGCAGCACGUGGAGACCGAACCACAAGUUGAAGCCGAACCAGCCGCAAUAUCGGACGACAAAGACAUACCUGAAGGCACAACAGUUCGGGAGCCCGAGCACCAAUCCGAGGAUGACCCAAUAACUGGUGGAGCACCCUCAGAGCAGGGUGACGAGCAUGCGCCAACUGUACUUGGACAUGCUAUGGACCUGCCAAACCCAGAAAUUGAGGAACCAUCAACAAGCGAUCUCCAGUCCGAUGGAGAAAUAUCCAGACCCUCUCCCAUUGAGCUAGCCCAGGGUGACCAUCCUCCUGACAGUCCCUUACCCUCGUUGGACACUGCCGUAGAAGCACAACCUGAUGUCUUUGAACACGAUGAGGCUCUUCCUUCCUCGGAUGCGAACUGGCCUCUUUCCACUCACGAAACCGUGGAAACCAGCUCACCCUUCAUCGAAUCACCUACCAAUGCCCUAGAUCUCGACGAGCCUUUCACCAGUUACCGGAUAGAACAAGCUCCCUUCCCAUCUGCUCAACAUAAUCUCCUUGGAGACCAGGAUCUAGACUCCGGGCAUGCCACACCUCUCGACGAUGCUCGAUCCAAUCCUUUCGAGGACUCGGACAACCUGCUUUCACCUGCGUCAGUACUCUCACCACAAGCUGAGAUUGAUGCUCCUACAUUCCCCGCGCAUGGCCGCAUGGAGUCUAUAGACGAGAGUGGGUUUAGGUCGCCAGAUUCUGACGCGAUACCCCCAGCAACUUUCCCAGUAUUCCCGGCCACUGUCCAACACGCUGGCCAGCAACGAUUUGAAGACUCAGAUGAUGUAAUGUCGCCUACUUCUGAAUAUGAUGCCCCUGUAUUCUCAGACACGAGGCAACUUGCACCAGGUCACGCAGCAAGGCAUGAUUUAACGCGAGAGUUUGACACACAAACUCCGCAACCGACUUUCCCAUCAUUCCCAGGAACUGGUCAAGGUCUCGAGCAGAGAGACUACGAGGAUUCGGACGAUGUGAUAUCUCCUUCGUCCGAAUACAACGCCCCAGCCUUUUCAGAUAUGAGACAGAGGACCCCUAACCAAAAUCAGCCUUUCGACAGUCCCGAAUUUACUCCCGCGCCAUCGUUCCCUGUAUUCCCUGGAACCGCUCAACAUUCUCAGCAACGAUUUGAUGACUCGGAUGACGCCAUGUCACUUGGAACCGGAUAUGAUGCUCAUGGAUUACCACAUAUGACACAGGAAUCUCCAUUCCAUAGCCGCCAACCCGAUACUUCCUAUGAUCCGUCGUCUCCACAGUUUGAACGCGAUCCCGCCUCUCGGCCCCACGGCUUACAACGUGAGAGUAGCUUUGACUACCAGCAAGAAAACUAUGAGCCCGCAAUGCUACCUAGAAACCUUUCCGGUCAGCAUCCCGCCCAAGAAUAUGACGAUGAUGACUUUAGAUCUCCUCACGACACUGGAUUCGCUUCCAGAGGUCUCGGUCGAAGGUCUCCACUGCAGCCACUAGAUGAUGACGACUACCGAGCUGGUCAGUACGAGCGUUACAGUCCCGGGCCGGAGUUCUCUGACUUGCGACAACGAUCGCCUGUAGACUCUCAACGCUUCGAUGAGUCCCAUGGAACUCUACCGCCCCAUUUGCAGCUAGAUCGAGGUUUCCCAGCUGCCAGGCAGCGAUCACCAAUUCAACCAUUCGAGGACGAGUACAGCUCUCCUCAACAACAGCGAUAUAGUCCCGAGCCCGAAUCAUCACCUUUCAUCCAACGUCAGUACUCACCCGAGACGACGCCGCCCCGUCCUGGCACCCUACGUCAUCACCUCCAACUCGACACCACCCCACCCUUCAGGUCAACGUCUCCGAUAGAUCCCUACUCUGAGCGCGACUCCGAAAUCGUCUCACCCAGCUCCGAAUUCGCCGUCCCCAUCACACCAGGCAUGUCUGCGCGACUAGCUUCCAACCCCGCCGCUCAAACCGACGACGUUCGCUCUCCAGAGUCCGAAUUCGACGAGCCCACGUUCCCUACUCAAUCCUACAAAGGCAAAGCCAUCACUUCACCGGGCCCACUAUCUCCUGAUCUCGGCUCACCCGCCGACUUCGGAUUCAGUCGUGAGGAAACUGAGACGGAACCUGAGUCUGCGCUUGCUAGUCCUACCAGCCCUGUGUUCUCCGAGGGAGGCACGAUGGUGGAGAAGAGUGGUGGUGGGGCUGGAGGUAAGAAGAAGAAGGGGAAGAAGGAAAAGAAAGAGAAGAAAGAGAAGGUCGGUGGUGGAGGCAAGAAGGGGAAGAAGGAGAAGGUGCCGUUUGAGAUGGAGGGGGAGGAUGCGGAAUGAAUGUUGAGGAGUGGUUGAUGGCAUGAGGACCAUGGAAUUGAGGAAAGUGGAGUUUGGUACGAGGCUUUAUGGGGUGUUUGGAUAAUGGGUGUAAUGCUGGCAAGCAGGUCGGCGAAAUAUUUCUACGCUAUUUCUUUGAUGUUGGAUCGGAUUGGACUCGGAUCGGGGA